GCUUCACGCCUGAGCAAACAGCCCAGCAGCGGAACAGGGACGUUGGUGCUGGGGAUGUCUGGCGGUGCUGGCAGCCCUAUAUAAGGGACAGAGCUGAGCAAAGCCUGGCAGAGCAGGAGCAUCCUCCUAGACAGCCAGGAGAUGUUGGCCACCCUCACCCUCUUCCUGGGGCUGCCCCUGGCCCUGGCCACCGAGCCCCAAAGCUGUGCCCCGCUUGUCCCGAUCACCUUCGACAACACCACCAUCCCUCAGAUCCUGGGACAGUGGUUCUACAUCGCCGGAGCCUCCAGGUAUCCCCCUCACCUGGCAGAGCUGAGGGCAGUGACAUUCGCGGCUUUUUCCUUCUCUCCAGGCAGCCACGAGGAUGAGCUCAACUGCACCGAAAUCAUAAGAAUGAAUGAGACAUGUGUGGUGAAGAACUCCACGAUCCAGGUCUUCCAGCAGAACUCCACCAUGGCACAUGUUGAAAACGGGGUGGUUUCCAUGGCCAGACUGAUCCAAAGUGACAAAGACCUGCUGAUCCUGAACCACAUCAACAUUGACUUCCCAAGUCUGAGUCUCUCAGCACGGACACCCAAUGUGAGCAAGGAGCACAUGGAGGAGUUCAAAGCCCACCUGCAGUGCCUGGGCUUCACUGAGGACGAGGUGUUCCACACUUCCAUAGAGCAUGCCUGUCCCCUGCCCGGGGGUGAAGACAAUGCAGAUCCUCAGCUGGGGUAACCCCCAUGGACUGGGUCAGCUGCUCCAUCCUCAUCCUCCUCCAGGCUCAGCACCGCCUCAGAACCUUUAUCCUAUCCAUGUUUUGGUUUUUCCUCCUGGAUUAAACACCCAGUUUCACUGUUCUCAACUGGGCCCAAAAUAAACUAUAUUUCAA
Messenger RNA from Taeniopygia guttata (zebra finch), 874 nucleotides. It is a transcript of the gene ORM2, whose product is annotated as orosomucoid 2. The record is from RefSeq and is a predicted model, not a curated record. NCBI's taxonomy places the organism in Eukaryota, Metazoa, Chordata, Aves, Passeriformes, Estrildidae.